AUGCCUGCGUUCGACGAAGAUGACGAGCGUUCCCAGGAUGGGAGCUUCGACAACGACAACGAUGAAACCAUGCAAGAUCUGGACGAUGCUGAUGCCGACGGCGAUAUCGACGGCGAUGCAGACAUAGAUCAGGACGGUGACGGGGACGGCGAGGGAGACGGCGAUGGCGACGGUGAUCUUGAUAUUGAGGGCGAUGGGGAUGCUGAAGGUGAAGGCGACGAGGACGACGAUGCCGAGAGCCAAUCUGAGCAAUCUGACAACGAAGACACUUCUGGUGAACCGGGCGCAACACAGGACGGUACUCAGCAAACUGCCUCUGCACAGGCAGACUCUUCGCGAGGGGCUGCAACGGCUUCCAACAUCUCUGCAGAGUACCUCAACGCAUGGUCAUACGAUAUUGUCCCCACCGUUGCCGCCCCUCACAGCACUUCUAUCAACGCAGUCUGUACCACGGGGGAUAUGCGAUGGGUUUUUACUGGUGGCUCUGAUGGCUAUAUUCGCAAAUUCAAUUGGGUCGAUUCCAUCAACAACAAACUGGCACUUACGGUAGCACAGAGACACCCAUUCGUUGACAGCGUCGUGAAAGCCGGAGUAUUGAUGAGCUACUGGGAGAAUUGGGAUGCUCGACCAAACACAACUCAGACACUGUCGCCCGUGUAUUCUCUUGCUUGCCAUAGUCAGGCACUGUGGCUGUUGUCUGGUACAGCUUCUGGUCCGAUUCGACUGCAGUCCAUCCGGCACGACGAAGGCAGGGAAAUCACCUUGCUUCAGAAGCAUACGUCAGCCGUUUCGGUCCUCACGCUUUCUUCCGACGAGAGGAGCUUGCUGUCCGGCAGCUGGGACAAGACAGUCCUAGAUUGGGACCUCAAUACUGGUCAGGUUCGAACAACGUUCGCUGGCAGCGCCGGUCAGAUAUCCUCGAUUGAAACGCGGCCAGUCUCGUCUGUGCCUGUUCCCGCAGAAUCUGGAGAGGUCGUGGUAUCCAAUGGAACAUUUUCAUCGAACGAUGGCAAAUCUCUCACCAACGGUAUUAAGAGCGAUCUCCCCAGUCAAAAUACCCAGGAACAUCCAACUGUGGCGACUCCAGAUUCCCUGUUCGGAGAUGGAGGGGACGACGAUCUCUUUGGCGACGAUGGAGGUGUCAUGGCCAAUGGGGGUGGUCUCACUGAUGAUUUUGGGGUUGAAGACGACGAGAUGAGUCGGGCAAUGGCAAACGGACCACAACCGGAAGAUCUAGUUGAUCAUCCCAUGCUGGAUUCUGUGGACUCGACCAACGAUGCUGCAGGUGCCCUCCCAGACAGUUCUCAGCACCAGGUAUCUGCUGGUGAGCUGACGAAUGGAAUACCUGAUUCUACUGAGGAACCAAUCACGAAUGGCUUGCCCCAUGCAGAUGAUCUGGAAAGGCAUGUCGAGGAUGAAGUAACGACCCAGGACAGCGAAGCACCACAUACUUCUGACUCGACCUUCCUGGCGACUUCCAUCGACGGCGCGAUACGUGUCUGGGAUAGGAGACAGUCAAAACCGGUCGCACGUAUUCUGCCACGAAACACUCCGCCAUGGUGUCUGAGCGCCUGCUGGUCCCCAGACGGCAACUUUAUCUACGCCGGUCGACGGAAUAACACAGUGGAGGAAUACGACUUACGCAAGGGCCUCAAAGGACCCGAACGGGUAUUCCGGUUUCCCAACGGAAGCGGUGCAGUGACCUCGGUCAAGGCGAUGCCCAACGGCCGGCAUCUGAUCUGCGCUUCAUACGACAUUCUACGGUUAUAUGACCUAAAAGAAUCUCACGCUUCACGGUCAACCGUCCCGUUCUUGAUCGUUCCUGGUCAUCGAACUGGGGUUGUGUCACAUCUCUUCCUCGACCCAGCUUGUCGAUUCAUGCUCUCCACUGGAGGCAAUCGUGGUUGGGAAGGCGCUUCGGCUGAAGUUCUACUUGGAUAUGAGAUCGCCGUACCUCGCCGCUGA
This is a messenger RNA of Cladophialophora carrionii CBS 160.54, 1965 nucleotides long. RefSeq lists its product as uncharacterized. Gene Ontology annotation, cellular component: SAGA complex. Gene Ontology annotation, biological process: regulation of transcription by RNA polymerase II; chromatin organization. The transcript has a single exon. Lineage: Eukaryota; Fungi; Ascomycota; Eurotiomycetes; Chaetothyriales; Herpotrichiellaceae. The coding region runs from base 1 to 1965 and encodes 654 amino acids. The record is from RefSeq and is a predicted model, not a curated record. Gene Ontology annotation, molecular function: TBP-class protein binding; transcription coregulator activity.